Molecule: messenger RNA, 3119 nt
Organism: Hyalella azteca
Lineage: Eukaryota; Metazoa; Arthropoda; Malacostraca; Amphipoda; Hyalellidae
Product: tubulin alpha-3 chain
Exons: 10
Coding region: 162-1541 (459 amino acids)
Biological process (GO): mitotic cell cycle; microtubule cytoskeleton organization
Cellular component (GO): cytoplasm; microtubule
Molecular function (GO): structural constituent of cytoskeleton; GTP binding
Source: RefSeq, a predicted model, not a curated record
GUGAGUUAGCAGCGGCUCGGUCAGUUCGUCUGGUGAAGCGAUAUCCGGCGUGUGUUUGUCUGCUCUUCUCUCUCAGCUGAUCAACAGUUGCCGUUCCGCCCUCACUCCUACUCGAGGUCACCCUCGUCUUUACUUCAUUGGCGCUGAGGCGAGCUUACACGAUGAGUUCUCGAAGAAUGGCAACUAAGGGAAGGGAGUGCAUCAGCAUCCAUGUGGGACAGGCGGGAGUGCAGAUGGGUAACGCGUGCUGGGAGCUGUACUGCCUGGAGCACGGCAUCCAGCCCGACGGUAUGAUCCUGGACGAGGAGGACGACGGUGUCCUCAACGACGACUCAUUCAACACUUUCUUCAACGAGACCCAGGCUGGCAAACACGUCCCGCGUGCUAUAUUUGUCGACCUUGAGCCUACUGUUGUGGAUGAAGUACGCACGGGCACGUACCGUGAGCUGUUCAACCCGUCUGGACUGAUCACAGGCAAGGAGGACGCCGCUAACAACUACGCCAGGGGUCACUACACUGUUGGCAAAGAACAAAUAGAGACCGUGAUCGACGCCAUCCGCAAGCAGCAAGAGCUGUGCUCGGGACUGCAAGGCUACCUCAUCUUCCACUCGUUCGGGGGCGGCACUGGGUCAGGGUUCGCUUCACUCCUCAUGGACAGACUCGCUCUUGAGGGCAAGAAAAGCAAACUUUGCUUCUCUAUCUACCCCGCUCCUCAGGUUUCUACCGCGGUGGUUGAGCCCUACAACUCCGUGCUGUUCACCCAUACGACUCUGGAGCACGCUGAUGUCGCCUUCAUGGUGGACAAUGAAGCUAUCUACGACCUGUGUCGUAAAGAACUCAGUAUCACUCGGCCCACCUACACUAACCUAAACAGGAUCAUCGGUCAGGUCGUUUCUAGCAUCACCGCAUCUCUGCGUUUCGACGGCGCUCUGAACGUGGACCUGACGGAGUUCCAGACGAACCUCGUGCCGUACCCGCGCAUCCACUUCCCGCUGGCGACGUACGCGCCCAUCGUGGCUGCUGACCGCGCUAAGCACGACAAUAAUGACGUCAAGCAGAUCACCAAGAAGUGCUUCGAGCCGCAGCAUCAGAUGGUCAAGUGCGACCCCCAGACCGGGAAAUACAUGGCGUGUUGCCUCCUGUAUCGGGGUGACGUCAUCCCGAAAUAUGUUAAUGGCGCCAUCACUGAAAUUAAGGAAAGCAAGAAAGUCUCCUUCGUGGACUGGUGCCCAACUGGCUUCAAGGUAGGCAUCAACUACCAGCCUCCCACAGUUGUGCCUGGCGGUGACCUAGCGAAGGUAGAGCGCGCCGUGUGUUGUCUCUCCAACACGACCGCUAUACGCACGGCCUGGCAGCGACUCGAUCACAAGUUCGAUCUGAUGUACGCUAAACGCGCAUUCGUGCACUGGUUUGUCGGCGAAGGCAUGGAAGAAGGUGAGUUCGCUGAAGCUCGCGAGGACUUGGCUGCUCUCGAGAUGGACUACAACGAAGUGGAGGAGAGCGCCACCAUGCCAGAAGACGAUGAGGAUGAAGAUUACUAAAUUUAGCCAUUUACAUCAUAACUCGUUCUUUACAACAAUCAAUUAUAAAUAUGAUUUUCAAAUUAUCAUUUAUAGCAGCAGAGACUAUAUCAUUUUAUCGAUGUUGAUAAUGAAGAAGCACAUUUUUGACCGAAUUACAUAUCAAUUCUUUUCAAAAUUUGUCCCAUCGUUAAUCAGGACAACAAUCAAAUUAUAAUUAGAAUUAUCCAAUUAUCAUUUAUAGCAGCAGAGACUAUAUCAUUUUAUCGAUGUUGAUAAUGAAGAAGCACAUUUUUGACCGAAUUCCAUAUCAAUUAUUUUCAAAAUUUGUCCUUCGUUUAAUUGAAAAUAGAUACCUCCCUAAUUUAGGUGGUAUGAAAAGAGAUGCCACUUUAAUUCUGGUGGUACGAGAAAAGAUCCCUUCUUGAUUAAGUUGGUAUGAGAGUAGAUGCCUAAUUUAUUCAAAUUAUAAUCAGAAAAAGAAUGCAAACAUACUUGACAACGCAAUGGAAUAAGAUAUUUGACGACACAAAAUUCAACAAUGGAUAUAUGAAGAAUGAAAUUAAUUACAUGGCUCUGCUUUAUGGUGGAAGCGUUGCAAUUAUGAUGGAUGAAGUCAUAUCCAGGGACCAAUGUUGACUAAAGAUGCGUGGCGGAUUUUAUUGCCUUUAUAUUAUAAGUGAAAUUACAUCUGUUGCAUUCCGAGCUCAUAAGCUGAGCUAGUUUGUAGCUAAGAUAUUAUUGGCUAGACGGUAAUUUCGAUUCGUUAAUCUCGAGAUUUUAUCGUUAGCUAUAAUGUUUGAUGUUGAAUUUUUAGUUGAUAUAUAGUUGAAAUAUUAAAACUGGCGUAUCGAUAAAAUCGCCAUUGAUUACUGUGCAAAGCUUGCAAAAAAUUAGAGAUGUGGCAAAAAGCAACAAGUUUUGAAAUUUCAAUUGUAGUCGAACAAGACUUCAAAAACGAAGCUUCAUUUUAAAGUCUUAGACAUUAUUUCGCGUUGUGUAAAAUUUGGUUUAUUGAUGUAUUCCUUAGAAGUCCGUUUACUAAAUCCUUCUAGUCCAUGUCCGUCCAGUUCUACUCUAUAAUUCCGUCCUAUUAUUAACAUAGAAGAGUUUUCAUAGGCUAAGUAAAAAUAUAUAUUUGAUCGCGUUACACUCUACGCGAGGCCAGUCGCAUGCAGGAGUGAGGAUUUUUAAUUUAUUCUCGUUAAUUAUUUAUUUAUUAAUUAAUUUUAAUUUAAUCUCGUUAAUUAUUUAGUAAAUUAGUGUUUCUCGUGCUUACCUUACAUAAUGUCGAGUGGUUGAGCUCAAAAUUAGCAUAAAAAAUAAUAAAAAAUGAGUUGAGUUUUCUGCUCUUUGACUGUCUUACUUCAUGUGAAAAUUAGAUAAAUUAAAGAAAAAAAUAUGAGGAUAAGUAAUUAAUUAAUUACAGAGUUGAACAAUUUUUAAUGCUCUCUAUUGCAGCAAGAUUAGUCUGUUUGAAGAUAACAUCUCGUAGUCUAUUUAUUUUCAAUUGGAAAUAAUUCAAAUUUAAUAGUGUAAAGUUUCAUAUCCUAAUUAUUGAAAGCUGAAUGCUUAAUAUAGUUCUGAAGUAUAAUUAAA